This is a messenger RNA of Limulus polyphemus (Atlantic horseshoe crab), 1457 nucleotides long. RefSeq lists its product as uncharacterized. Bases 477 to 1208 code for a protein of 243 amino acids. The record is from RefSeq and is a predicted model, not a curated record. NCBI's taxonomy places the organism in Eukaryota, Metazoa, Arthropoda, Merostomata, Xiphosura, Limulidae. The transcript has 2 exons.
AGGAGCCCUUUGCUGUAGUUAUAGCCACAGUUUUCACGAAGUAUUAAAAAAUUUAGUUAUUUUAAACAUCAAUAAUGUUAGAAUUUCAUUUUCUGGAGUUAAUUUAAACACUCGGCAAACAGAUUGGACAUAUUUUCUCACGAGAAGAUGGAACUUAGUUAUUCUGCGAGCGAGUGGUGAAGACAAACAUUUCUGGAGAAACAAACUAUAAGAGUAUGCUAUUGUUUAUUUUUCCUGGAAGCACGUAAGCUGUUUUCUUGCUUUGUUUAUUUCGAGUGAACUGAGCUUAGAGGUUCCUUUACGACAAGAAGUACCUACAAUAUCGCAGUGGUUCCGGAACUGAAACUAUACUUAUUGCAUGAUACUACACUAUCAGCACUAAUUCAGUUACUACACAACUUUUGUACAGCUCAUGAAGUUAAAAAUACCAGAAACCCCAUGACUCUGAGAACUUUUCAACACUGAUAACUUCAGAAAUGUUAUUUUCUUUGACAGAAGGUGAAGAAGAGUUCAUUUUAUCAUCAGAUGAAAGUUGGGACGAAUAUAACCAACAGUUAGAUAAUGUAGAAAACAAGAAUACCAUGCAAACUUGUCCCAGAGGUGAUCAAAAGGAUGAUUUAAUAACUUACAUGCAAACUGUUUCGGAAAAGUUAACUUUUUACUUGAAACGAAACGAAGGUAAUGAAGACUACUGUGAAGUGUACGAAAACAAAUACCAAGUGAACGUUUCAGGCCUAGCACUCUAUCAUGCUGACCUCUUAGCCAUGGCUCAGGUGAACGACGAAACAAAAUCGUUAAAAACGUCGAAGAGGAAAUCUCAGAUAGUUUUUGAUAAUAACUUAUGUGACUGGCCGUGCUCUGGAAAGUGCAAUCCAGAGUUAGGAUUAGGGCCUCUUGGAGAACUUUUCAAAACAGUUUUUGGCAAUCCAAGUUCUUAUGACCCUACAAUAUUCCAAGUAUAUCGUCCUCUAAGUGAUUGUGAUCAAGAUGUAAAUAGUGUUGUACUUCAGUUCACAGACUGUUGUCAUAAAACUUCAUCCAGUCUAAGAGGCGCCACAGGUACACUUCAAAAUACAAUGAACAGAUUCUCUGAUGGUUAUGCGGAUCCUUUUCCUAGUUGUAACUUAAACAAUUCGUUUACGUCAGGACAAUUUCCCACCUUUACCAGUGGCACUGCCACCUGCUAUGAUCAAAUGUCUAAUGCCUAAUUCCAAAGUUACCAAAUUAUCGAAGGCCUUAAGAGUUUUAGUGUUGACUAUUUGAAUCACGGAAUCUUCAUUAACAAUGACUUUAAGUAAUCUGUGUAUAUAAGUUGAGGAAAACAUUAGCUAUUAUGUAUUCAUGUAUAUUCUAAGUCUAGUUUAUCAAACAAUAAUGUGUACCCAGGAUCUCUGUUUUGACGUUAUUAUAUACAAACGAUAUGUGCUUCAGAAAUGCAAUAAAAAUACGGUGCGCAU